Pseudovirgaria hyperparasitica is the source of this 4923-nucleotide messenger RNA. RefSeq names its product kinase-like protein. Bases 1 to 4923 code for a protein of 1640 amino acids. Gene Ontology annotation, biological process: regulation of translational initiation by eIF2 alpha phosphorylation; DNA damage checkpoint signaling. The record is from RefSeq and is a predicted model, not a curated record. Lineage: Eukaryota; Fungi; Ascomycota; Dothideomycetes; Acrospermales; Acrospermaceae. The transcript has 2 exons. Gene Ontology annotation, molecular function: eukaryotic translation initiation factor 2alpha kinase activity; ATP binding; protein binding.
AUGGCCCCUCCGAAGAAUGCCUCCUGGAACCAUGUUGUCUCUCCUGCGGUCCCGCCCAAGGGUGUAUUUCCUCCAGUAUUAAGUCCUCCAGGACUCACUGUCGAGGGCCAUGGCUCAACUAACAAUGCUCCCGCUGGUCCUUAUGCCCAAGCCCAGGAGGAUGAAAUCCAGGUUCUCCAGGCAAUCUAUAUGGAAGACUAUGAAGACGUAGAAACAAGAGGUGCAUGGAGCAGAACUUCAGAUCGGGCCUUUCGUCUGAGAUUGAAAGCCCCGGAGAAUCCCAGCGUAUCGCUGACUCUUUCUGUUAAGCUUACAGCAACCUACCCAAAAACCAUACCGCUGUUGUCCAUCGACAACUCUGUAAGUCUUCGCCGCAAAACGCAACAAGACCUGGAUAUCCUUCUCAGAUCAAAACCAAAGGAACUCCUCGGUGAGGUAAUGAUCCAUGACAUUGCUCUUUCAAUCCAGGAUAUCCUGGAGGACGAGGUAGUCGCUCGAGACCGGGAUGAGGCCGGAGCCAGCUUAAUUGAAGAGCAUGCUGCUCAGGAGGCUCAGGCUGAGCAGCGAGCAAUUGAAGAACAGAGAUCUCUGAUGCGUAAGGAGGAAGAGGAUAAGGCAGAGGAGCAACGAGUUCUGGCGCAAAUGGUCGAAGAGGAGCUAGCUAAGCAGCGAAAGGAGGCGAAACGCAAAAGCAAACUCACACAGCCUUUGCUAUCUCCUGAGCUCAUAAAGUCGUCAAAUUCUGGCCAGCUCACUUUUGAUCGCGUCAUUGAGAUUCAGGACCAAGGGUCCACCUUGAUCUUCGGUGCUGUCUCGUCUCUCGCUCCACUCCGCAAAGGACCCCUGACUGAGGUUCUCACUGCACAGCCCGCCGUAGCUUCGAGCAUAUCGCCGACCCUUAUUAUCAAGCAAGCUAUUAUACUUAGUCCAACAUCCAAGGAAUCCCGCUUAAAAAAGGCGAUGCGAGAGUUCGAGGACGAGCUAGAGGAACUUAAGAGAAUCCGCCAACCGAAUAUCGUUGCUCUUAUUGACUUUAAGAUAGAGAAGCUACCAGGUCUGCCAUUAGGCCACGACAAUAGCUGGCAGAUCACGAUGCUGACAGAAUUCGCUAACAAAGGCUCUCUUAGCGAGAUGCUUGAGUUUGUGGAGUCGUUCCCAGUAGAAAAGGUAAGGUCGUGGACAAUCGAGCUCCUGGAGGCGCUCGAGUUUUUUCAUCGUAAUGGUAUUGUCCAUAGGAGGAUUCACGCAGGCAAUGUGCUUCUGUUUGUACCUCCGCAUGGUGGGCCGCCAACUGUGAAACUUUCUGAUGGAGGUUAUCAAGAAUAUCUCUACGAAUUGAGGAACAUAUCUCGCUCUUCAGCGAAAUUUGCAUCAGCCAUGUCAGCCUAUUGGGUGCCACCGGAAUUGAACAAUGAAGCAAGCACAAAACGCACUCGCAAGACUGACAUAUGGGAAGUUGGCGUAGUGUUUUUGCAGAUGUUGUUCGGGUUAUCUGUUUUGGAAAAGUACGACUCUCCAAGCGCUGUUCUCGAGCAGAUGGAUCUUUCUGAUGCUCUUGAAGAAAUGCUACGCAAACUCUUCAAGCCGGACCCGAAGAAGCGUCCAGCGGCAUUCGACCUGAUUCCCUGUGAAUUUCUCCGUAAUGAUGUACCGGUGUUGUCAGCUACCGCACCUACGUUGCACUCAAGGAUGUCAUCGUCAUCAAUCAACUUGCCUGAGCGGAGAUUGCGACGGGAGUCGUCAGCAGGUGUUGCAGGACCGUUCUCCAGGUUCGCGAGUGAGUGGGUAGAGUCCGGACGACUAGGUAAAGGUGGCUAUGGUGAGGUUGUUAAAGCUCGUAACAAGCUCGAUGGCCGCAUAUACGCAAUCAAGAAAAUCAAACAGAACUCUGCAUCAGCUUUGACUGAAGUUCUUUCUGAAGUGAUGCUUCUGUCCCGGCUAAAUCACCCUUAUGUGGUUCGAUACUAUACCGCUUGGCCAGAAGAUGAUGUCUCGGGAGUAUCAGAGACAGAAGAGGAUUCGAGCACCCUUCCGGAUGAAAGUUCUUCGGCACCCCUUCGUACAAAACCUGGUCUUGACUACGCAACCAGCACGGGUGGUCUAGAUUUCAUCAGCUCUAGUGGAUUCCCUAGGAUUGAAUUUGGCGAAGAUUCCGAUGAUGGCGAUGAUGAAGAGGAUGAUGACGGCGUAGUGUUUGGUUCGGACACAGACGACGACCUAGAUGAGCUAGGCUUGGAUGGAAAGAAAAGCCCAAGUCCGCUCAAACUCAGAAGAACGAUAUCUAGUAAUCGCAAUGCACGUACUGUCAAGACAACGCUUUACAUUCAGAUGGAGUACUGUGAGAGACAUACCUUGCGAGACUUGAUCCGAAGAGGCUUAUACGACGAUACGGAUGAGAGCUGGAAGCUUUUUCGUCAAGUACUGGAAGGCCUGGUUCACAUUCAUGGACAUGGCAUUAUUCAUCGCGAUCUCAAGCCGGACAACGUCUUUAUCGACGUCGCCAACACUCCAAGAAUUGGCGACUUUGGUCUCGCAACUAGUGGUCAGUAUCAUGUAGCUGAUAAAUCAUAUCUCACGCCCAACGUUGAUGGUGAUAUGACACGAAGUAUUGGAACCACCUUAUACGUUGCGCCCGAGCUCAAGUCCGGAGUUGGAGGGGGUAAUUAUAAUGAUAAAGUCGACAUGUAUUCUCUGGGAAUCAUUUUCUUUGAGAUGUGUCAUCCGCUAAAGACUGCGAUGGAGAGAGAUCAAGUUAUUCGUGCAUUACGAGAAAAGGAGCAUGCCUUACCACCAGAUUUUGAGUCAUCUGAAAGGUCCCUACAAGGUAGUAUCAUCAUGUCGCUCAUUAGACACAAACCGAGCGAGCGGCCAACCAGCUUGGAGCUGCUCCAUAGCGGCAAACUACCCUUGCAAAUUGAGGAUGAAACAAUCAGAGAGGCAUUGAAAGGAAUUUCGGACCCAUCAUCGCCCUAUUACCAAAGGAUGAUGUCUGCUUUGUUUAGCAAGAAUCCUGAUACCCAAGUCAAGGAUCAAGCCUGGGAUAUCGGCAUGGCUAGUGGCAUGCAUAAUCUCAAGCUAGGAGAUGUGCUUCUACAGAACACCGUCAAAGAGCACCUGACGGCGGUCUUCCGUCGACAUGGUGCCGUAGAAACGCCACGACAGCAAGUGAUACCUCGAUCGCUUCAUUACGCCAACAGCAAUGUAGCGCAACUCCUCGACUCAUCUGGCACGCUUGUACAGCUACCGUACGACCUGAUUCUCCCAUAUGCUCGCAGUAUCGCGAGGCAGGCCCCACCUGCAGAUCGGACGUUUGCUUUUGGUAGUGUGUACCGCGAUACACAUACUGGCGGGGCUCCCAAAAGCACGGGAGAGGCUGAUUUCGAUAUAGUGUCAUACGGUACCUUGGAUUUGGCACUGAAAGAAGCCGAGGUGAUCAAGGUCAUGGACGAGGUCAUCGAUGAGUUCCCAUCCGUCUCAUCUGCUCAAAUGUGCUUUCACCUGAACCACUCGAUUCUCCUAGACCUCAUCCUGGACUUUUGUCGGAUCAGCAGUUCUCAACGACAUGCGGUCAAAGAGGUGCUGAGUAAGCUCAACAUUGAUCAGUGGACAUGGCAAAAAAUACGCAAUGAGCUACGCUCACCAACGAUUGGCAUCAGUGGGAUGUCACUCGAUGACCUGGCGAAAUUUGAUUGGAGAGACACUCCAGAGAAGGCCAUGUCGAAGCUCCGUAUUACCUUCGAAGGGACUGACUUGAUUGACAGAAGUCAAGGUGUCUUUGCUCACAUGAGUGCUGUAAUAGGAUACCUCAAACUCUUCAAUGUACACCGCAGGGUUUACAUCUGCCCACUCAGCAACUUUAACGAAAGGUUCUACUCUGGCGGGAUCUUAUUCCAGUGCUUGUAUGACACAAAGCGUCGAGCCGUACUUGCAGCUGGAGGGCGCUAUGACAAGCUCAUUGAAGAACAUCGCCCCAAGGUGCAAGGUCAAUUUACUGGAUGCCACGCAGUUGGCAUGAACAUUGGGUGGGAGCGACUCGUGAGUUCAAUGUCACGGUACUAUAAGCAGGUACCAAAGUCUCCGUUCUUAGCGAAGAGAGCAACCGAUACCGAUUCAAUGACAGGACAGUGGGCAGCGAGACGUUGUGAUGUCCUAGUUGCCAGCUUCGAUUCAGGAACACUGCGUUCUAUUGGCGUGAGGAUGGUGGCAGAUAUAUGGGCCAACGACCUAAGCGCAGAGCUUGCAGUAGACUCGAGAUCUCCGGAACAAUUGCUCUCACUGUACAAAGAAGACAAGCAUAGUUGGAUUGUCAUCAUUAAACACGACGCAGCAGCCCUUGGCAAACCUGACCUGAAAGUCAAGUCUAUGAUCAAGAAAGAGGAUACUGAUAUCCGCUCCAGUGAACUUUUUUCUUAUCUACGGGCUGAAUUACGCGAUCGUGAUCAUCGUGACGGUGUCGCAAUAUCAUCCACGCGACCAAGCUCUCGCUUUCUCCGAACACAUAAUUCUUCGGACUCUCACUCGAUUCCGACCAUGUCUUCUGUGUCCGCAUCCAGGUCCAAUGUCGAAGUUCUAGUAGCACAACAUCGAUCAAAGAAGAUGAACCGGUUGCCUGUCAUUGAAGCAGCUCAGUCCCGUAGUCGCGAGCUGUUGAAUGGUUUCCUGACUGCACCAAUCGCAGCAAUCGAGACAAAGGAUCAAACCAUGGAGGCGAUUCGAGAGACAAGAAUGAGUGACCCAGACGGCUGGCGACGAGUGAUUCAAAGUGUGCCUUUAGCAGAGAGGGAAUAUCUACAGGAUGUCCAUAACAUGCUUACACGCUAUGCAAAAAGAUGGAAGGACGAAGGACAUCCCGCAGAAGGAAGAGCUGCGUUUGUUUACAACUUCAGAACAACGGGCUGUUUCCUCUAUGACCUUGGACUUUGA